GAAACAUUGUUUUGAGGCGGGGCUUGAGCUGACGCUUUAUAUAUUCAUGCCUUUGCUCACUGUAACCAGAGGCACAUUAUCUUACAAGACUUAUUGAAGAUAACAUUCAGCGAAAGCCAUAUUCAGCGAAGCAUUUAAACAUCCAGACAGGUGAUGGAGCUGAUGAUAAGACUGCUGGGCGGAGAGGUGAAGCGUCUGGAAGUGAGCGGUGAAGCCACAGUUGGCGAACUGAAGAAACUCAUCUCUCAGAUCUUCGGAGAGCCUUCUUACAAACAGAAGCUGUCUGCCGAUAACGGUUCGCGUAUCAGCCUUGAGGAUGAGUCUCGAACCCUCAGCAGUUACGGUCUGCACUCUGGAUCAGUGGUCAGUCUGCUCAUCACCAACCCCGGACCUUUCCAAGUGUUCGUCAGGAAUGAGAAGGGCCAGACCGGGACGUAUGAAGUGGAUAUCAAUGAGACUGUAGAUCAGCUCCAGGCUAAGAUCUACCGCAAAGAGAGAGUCCCCGUGGACCAGCAGAGACUGAUUUUCAACGGAAGACAGCUGGAGUCCGGCAGAAAGUUGCAGGAAUACGACAUCAGCUCAGGAAGCAGCAUUCACAUGACUCUCCGUCUGCGAGGAGGAUGAUCGGGUGAAUGUGUGCAAAAAGGACUAAAAAGUGUUUUCUUUAGAUUUGUUAAUGAUGUAGCUAAAUACGAUAGGCCUGUUAUGCUCGCUAUUAAAAUUUUAUUUUUUUGCUUCAUAAUGUCUUAAGAACUCAUGCAAUUCCAUUGUUGGCUAUUUAUCUGCAGAUGUCUUCAGGGGAACACAUUCAGGUGUCCUUGUUACAUGUACUGACUAUUAUAAUAACAGUAAAUUCUGCAUACUGUAAUUACAUGCAAGUAACCCCAAGUCAACCCUAAUCCUAACCUUAACCAUAUAGUAAAGUACCUUGGUACAUGUAGUUAAUCAAUAUUACUCAGUACAUAAAUGUAUAAUUACAAUGUAAAAAGGAUUCCUUUAAAUGGCCCAACCCUCUUCAGAACUCAUGAGGAUAAUUCCAUUGUAUAUAACUGUAUCUUUGAUCAUGAUGAAUGAUCUUUCACUGUGACUAUAAUAAUAAAAACUCAAAUCAUUUGAAGAAA
Carassius carassius (crucian carp) is the source of this 1121-nucleotide messenger RNA. RefSeq lists its product as uncharacterized. The coding region runs from base 154 to 624 and encodes 156 amino acids. Gene Ontology annotation, molecular function: ubiquitin protein ligase binding; protein tag activity. Gene Ontology annotation, cellular component: cytoplasm; nucleus. The record is from RefSeq and is a predicted model, not a curated record. The transcript has 2 exons. Lineage: Eukaryota; Metazoa; Chordata; Actinopteri; Cypriniformes; Cyprinidae. Gene Ontology annotation, biological process: modification-dependent protein catabolic process; protein ubiquitination.